AUGGAAAAUGUGACAAACCCUGAAGUAUUCACACUAUCUGGAUUGAAUGAAAAAAAAGAAUAUAAAUACAUCCUUUUCAUCCCAACUCUCCUAUGCUAUUUGAUGAUUUUGCUUGUAAAUUUGGCAAUAAUUGUUGUUGUUGUUUGGGAUAGAAAUCUCCAUGAACCCAUGUACUUAUUUUUGUGCAAUUUGUGCUUCAGUGGACUCUACGGAACAACUGGAUUUUACCCUAAGUUUUUACAUGAUUUGUUGUCUGACUUGCAUGUAAUUUCAAGGGUUGCUUGUCACCUUCAGGUGUUUAUUAUUUACUCCUAUGUUAAAAGUGAUUAUUCAAUUUUGGCUGUGAUGGCAUAUGAUAGGUAUGUGGCCAUAUGCAGACCACUGGAGUAUCAUUCUAUUAUGACAAAGAAGACUAUUACAUGGCUGAUUGUCUAUUGCUGGAUUGUUCCAAUCGUUUUUGAAUCCCUGAUUCUUUAUUUAAGUUUACGUCAAGUUUUAUGCGGCUCACACAUCGAAAAAAUGUACUGUGAGAACUGGGCUAUUGUUAAGCUGUCUUGCUUUUCUGUUACAACAAAUAAUAUAUUUGGAUAUUGUGUGAUAGUUAUCUAUUUUGGACACAUGAUUUAUAUUGUGUGUACUUAUUUUAAACUUAUCAAGACAUGCGUGAAUUCCAAAGAAAAUAGAAGCAAAUUUAUGCAGACAUGUCUGCCUCAUCUGGCUGCAUUAAUGAACGUAACUAUUGCUCUGCUUUUUGAUUUAAUGUAUUCCAGAUAUGGCUCAAAGGACAUAUCACAGGAUUUGAAAAAUACACUUGCAAUAGAGUUUUUAGUCAUACCUCCUCUUCUCAACCCACUUAUAUAUGGUCUCAAAUUGACUAAAGUGCGCAGUAGAGUUUUUUGGUGGUGUAUUAAAUAUAAGUAA
Molecule: messenger RNA, 921 nt
Organism: Chanos chanos (milkfish)
Lineage: Eukaryota; Metazoa; Chordata; Actinopteri; Gonorynchiformes; Chanidae
Product: olfactory receptor 1D2-like
Exons: 1
Coding region: 1-921 (306 amino acids)
Biological process (GO): detection of chemical stimulus involved in sensory perception of smell; G protein-coupled receptor signaling pathway
Cellular component (GO): membrane
Molecular function (GO): G protein-coupled receptor activity; odorant binding; olfactory receptor activity
Source: RefSeq, a predicted model, not a curated record